Messenger RNA from Tripterygium wilfordii, 999 nucleotides. Its product is annotated as probable transmembrane ascorbate ferrireductase 2. The record is from RefSeq and is a predicted model, not a curated record. The coding region runs from base 67 to 771 and encodes 234 amino acids. The transcript has 4 exons. Gene Ontology annotation, molecular function: oxidoreductase activity. Lineage: Eukaryota; Viridiplantae; Streptophyta; Magnoliopsida; Celastrales; Celastraceae.
AACACACAGUCUCCUUCUCAAGAUUCAGAAGCCCAAAACCUAGUGUCAGGACAGACGAAGGAAAUAAUGGCGGUUCCGGUGGUUGGGUUCCCGAUCUUCAUGGUGGUGAGGGUGAUGGGAGCGAUAGCCACUGCUUUGGUUCUGACUUGGACUGUCCAUUACAGAGGAGGAUUGGCUCUUAUCUCGGAUAACAAAGAUCUCAUCUUCAAUGUUCAUCCUGUUCUAAUGGUGAUUGGGCUUAUACUCAUCAAUGGUGAAGCUAUGCUAGCAUAUAGGACAGUUGCUGGGACAAAAAGCUUCCGAAAACUAGUUCAUCUUACUCUACAAUUUGUUGCUUUUUGUUUAAGCGUGGUUGGUGUAUGGGCUGCUUUGAAAUUCCAUAACGACAAGGGCAUCGACAACUUUUAUAGCCUGCAUUCUUGGUUGGGUCUUGCUUGCCUUGCCCUCUUUGGUAUCCAGCUGGCUGCUGGAUUCGUAACCUUUUGGUACCCAGGUGGCUCAAGAAAUAGCAGAGUUACCUUGCUACCAUGGCAUGUGUUCUUUGGAGUUUAUAUUUAUGCCCUCUCAGUUGCUACUGCUACUACUGGUUUUCUAGAAAAGGCCACAUUCCUUCAGACCCACAAGAUAAUAUCACGGUAUUCUACCGAAGCUUUGCUGGUGAACUCUUUGGGCAUCUUGAUUGUUGUUCUGGGUGGUUUUGUUAUUCUUGCACUUAUUGCUCCUGUUCAUGGUAAAGCUGACAUCCACAAUCACAGAGAUGCAAUAGAGUAGACUCAAAUCUGUAUGUCUUAGUAAUUGAUAAAACAUGUAUUCUCAUAAUAUAUGAAUCUCAGAGUUCUUUUGUAUCACAAGCUUGAGAGUGAUUGAUUGCAUUGCUGGAAUUAUGGAAACUUAUGCUCCUUUAUGUUCUUGGGAUUGGUUUAGCUGUAUUUUUCUUUUCUCAAGAUGAUAGGAUCCUGUGGUUAUUUUGGUGAAGUACAUGGUUUGGUAUUUUGUUAA